ACCACCACCACCACAACUACCACCACCACCACCACCACUCCCGUCCUCUAUUCCACAUCGGACUCGCGUAAAUUUCGCAGCGAAGAUCAGCUUCGGAGGCUACGUAAACGUUCAGUAUCGGAUUCGAGGUGCUUCGAGAGCUGGAGAAGCUGCGACCACGUUGGAGGGUUCUUGAUCGAAUCGACGGCAGGAGGACGAGGUGCAGUGCGCCAGGGAAUCUUGAUUCAAGCUUUGCAAGUUUCUUCGCUUUUUCAGCUUCACUCCUGACCCGGGCCCUCGCAAACGCAGGGAGGCAUUUUUCUCCUAGAGUACCUUGAGGCACAGAGAGAGAGGGGAAGAGCUGAGGAUGCCGGUCACUGUCAAGAUUUUGGAUCUCGUCCAUCGAGCUGCCGUCGUCGCUCUUGUUGGAACUGGGGUUUGGGGCUUGUGGCUCACAGCCGCAGUGUACAAGAGCAGGAGGGGAGAUAGCGCAAUUCGAGGUGUCUUGAGCCCGUCGGAACAACAAGCAGCCAAGCAAGCCGAGCUUCUUCAAGCAGCGCGAAGCAGGAUGGCCUCGACGAGCACAAACAGCAACGAGGGUUCGGGCGAGUCGGAAGAGUCUCUUUCUUCAAGACAAGUCACUGCUGCGCCUCCUCCACGCACGCGCAUGGCAGGUCCGCGAGGCAUCUUGCAACAAGGCGCUCAAGCUCGUCGUCAGGCAGGCGAACACAAUGAUGGAAUCGAAAAGACGGUUUGAGAGUCUUGACCUUUGCCUUUCUCGCCUCGCUCCUGAACCUCUACUCUCUCGAUGGACAUCAUGCGCAUUCGAUCAUGAAGCUUGCAUUUGCGACUCGAACUCGUGCGCGAGAAGCCUGGAACCGGCAGCCUGGACCCGGUGGCAAUGAGUUCGGAGCAAGACUCUGAAAGAACAUUUUUGGUAAUCGCGGCUGUCUCAUAGGCCCCAAUGCUAUCGAGGGUUCGUUGCUAGGCUACAGAGAGUGCGUGGGCUAUUGCAUCUGCACUCGCAUUUGCAGGCACGCUCUUCACAAUCACAAAGUGGAAUCAGACGUCGAGACGAGUGUCGGACUUGCGAGGUGUGUGUAUGUACAGAGCGCGGAUGAAGCGCUCGACGCUGAGAUUGAA
Messenger RNA from Ceraceosorus guamensis, 1122 nucleotides. RefSeq lists its product as hypothetical. Lineage: Eukaryota; Fungi; Basidiomycota; Exobasidiomycetes; Ceraceosorales; Ceraceosoraceae. The record is from RefSeq and is a predicted model, not a curated record. Bases 347 to 736 code for a protein of 129 amino acids. The transcript is spliced from 4 exons.